AUGCCGCAGCUCUCUAAGAAGAAUUUCGUAAAAUCCCAAAAAGCGCAUGAUACUUUCAAACCACCUCUACUAACUAAAGAAAAUAUCGAAAAAGUACUAGGUGAUUCCAAAACCCCAAAUUCCUCAAAUAAACCAUCAUCCAAAACUUCAUCGAUUUCUUCAAAAUCCAAGAAAAAUACUAUCAGAAAAGUAGUAAGCAUUCAGCUAUCCUUUGAAGAACCAAAUUCACAAAGCAGUUAUUCUGAUAUAUCAUAUCGCAUGAAUGAACCAGCAGUAAAAGAUGCUUACUUGCAUUUCGUUAAAAAUUUAAGUCAAGCGACCAUGAAUGACACAAUUUGUUCAACUCCGUUGGUGGACAAAUACGAUGAUUCUGAGGAUAUUUUUACUCCAUCAGAAAAACUAGUCCAAGAUGAUGAAAUAAAAGUGCUUAGCCAAGAUGAAAAAGAAAAGGCAUCAGGAGAUUCCGGUUUUCCACUUAGUCAGGAAAUGCUGAACAGCCAAGAGGUGAAAGAAAAGUACUUGGAUUUUAUGAACAACAUGAUGGAGACAGACGAGUUUAACUUCAUGAAGAAUUUCAAAGAACCUGCAAAGAAAAAAACUCGAAAAAGUAUUUCUGUUUCACACAGUGAGGGUUCAGAGAAAUCACUAAUAAAAAAGCAGAAUAAUAUUGAAAAAGAACCCACUAAGAAAAAACCAAAGCAGAUUAAAGAACCUGUUAAGAAACUUGUUUCCAAGAAGCAAGAAGGCUCCAAGUCUAAAAGUGUUUUCAAAGAACCAAGAAGAAAGAAAGACAAAAAAGUAAAACAGAAUAUCAUUAAUAAGAUUAAUAAGAAUGCCAGCAAAGAAAAUAAUGAGUCUGUUGAAGACGACAACACACUGUCUCUGCGUGAGAAGAUGCUUCUUAUUCAAGAAUCAAGAAACGUAGGGCUGUACUGUCUCUGUGACACUUGUGACAAGGCCCGAUACUUACCCGACAUAAAGGACCCCCUUGAUUUGCCAACUAAGUGGUACUGCUCUAUGAAUCCUGAUCCUGAUCACAACAAGUGCAGUGAUCCAGAAGAGGCUCUGGUGGAUGAGGAAUUCUUGGUGGAAAACUUGUUCAAUGCUGGAAGCAUCGUUUGGGCUAAGAUGGAUGGGUACCCAUGGUGGCCAGCUAUGGUGGAAGAUGAUCCUGAUACUGAGGAUUAUUUCUAUUUCGAGAAGGAGGAUGAUUCAAAACCAAUGUGUCCCAUAUCAGGCUUGGUCCAAUUUCUGAUAGUUGUAGUUACUUUGCUACUGGUAUGCCAUGCAGUCAUUGUCAACAGCUUCAAAAUCGCUUUCAAGCCCAAUUCUACAACUGUCACUAUGUAUGAUUCAGCAGAAAUUACGUACAAAAUCAGUGAUGUUCCACCAGAUGAGACGCAGUUUGUUUGCUUUACGGAAAAUAAACACGUGGCAUCACUGGAUAAAGAGUUUAUAAUAUCCAGCUCCCAUAAUUUGACUGGAAAGUUCAAUAUAAGUGGAAAUUUCCUAGGUGGUACUGUGAUAAAAUGCAAAAGUAAGAGAACUCAAAAUACCGCCGAUGGCCAACUCGACGUGGUUGUGGUGAGAAAAAAGAGAGUGAUUGAUACAGUGUUCACUGCGUCUGUCGCCACUUUGGUCAGCAUACUGUAUAUCAAUUUCGGAUGCGCGAUAGAUUGGGGAGAGCUCAAACAUAUUCUGAAGAAACCGAUCGGGCCGUCCAUUGGGUUUUUCGGCCAUUUUGUCAUCAUGCCAGUGCUGAGUUACCUUCUGGGCCUCCUCCUCUUCCCCGACAACCCCGAGAUGCAGCUGGGCAUGUUCUUCACGGGGGUGUCACCCGCCGGGGGCGCCUCUAACGUGUGGGCGGUCCUCCUGGAAGGCAACAUCAGCCUCUCCAUCAUCAUGACGGCUGUGAGUACGAUAGCGGCGUUCGCGAUGAUGCCGCUGUGGAUCUUCACGCUGGGAAGAGUCAUUUUCCAUAAUGCCAAGCUGCAGGUGCCAUAUUCACAAAUAAUGACGUACGUAAUAGCACUGGUGGUACCUUUGGCUAUUGGGUACUUGAUCCAGAGGUACCUGAAGAGGGUGGCGAACUUCAUGACGAAGAUAAUCAAAGGGUUUUCCUCCUGCCUAAUUAUGUUCAUUAUUGUGUUUGCUAUCGUUACGAAUCUCUACCUGUUUGAACUGUUUUCUUGGCAGAUAAUCCUAGCAGGUAUGGCACUGCCUUGGAUAGGUUACCUUUCGGGCUACCUGAUAGCAAAGUUGUUGAAUCAGAAACCUGAAGACUGUCUUACCAUAGCAAUCGAAGUCGGCAUACAAAAUACUGGUAUAGCGAUUUUUUUGCUCAGAUUUGCUCUACCUCAACCUCAGGCUGAUCUUACAACAGUUGCUCCUGUGUCGGUUGCAAUUUUAACACCGUUUCCUCUGCUGUUUCUGUUCAUUUUCAAAAAGCUCAACGAGAGACUGAGUCAUUCCCAUUGCAGGAUACCCUGUGAGGAUGACCCCAAAAUUGACAAUAACACGAAAGACCUAAUGCCUAUAAGUCUUGUGAAAACUAUCAGCUAA
Phaedon cochleariae (mustard beetle) is the source of this 2562-nucleotide messenger RNA. The record is from the annotation of a GenBank genome assembly. Lineage: Eukaryota; Metazoa; Arthropoda; Insecta; Coleoptera; Chrysomelidae.